Alternaria rosae is the source of this 3438-nucleotide messenger RNA. Its product is annotated as Pex12 amino terminal region-domain-containing protein. Lineage: Eukaryota; Fungi; Ascomycota; Dothideomycetes; Pleosporales; Pleosporaceae. The coding region runs from base 79 to 3438 and encodes 1119 amino acids. The record is from RefSeq and is a predicted model, not a curated record. Gene Ontology annotation, molecular function: xenobiotic transmembrane transporter activity; antiporter activity. The transcript is spliced from 3 exons. Gene Ontology annotation, biological process: xenobiotic detoxification by transmembrane export across the plasma membrane. Gene Ontology annotation, cellular component: membrane.
CGAAGCCGACGAUGCCACAACACUCAUCAACCCCAACCCCAUGAUCAUCCGAUCUCCCAAUCCCUCUCACCGGCCGAUAUGGAGUUCCUUCCCGCCCUCCAGCAUGGCAUAGACGACCUCAAGCCCUCGCUCUUCGAACUCCUUUCCGAGCAACAGCUCGCAUCGCUCCUGCCCCCGUCGCUGCGCUACCUCCUCGCCAUCACAACACCCCGAUAUCCACGCUACCUGCUUCCCAUACUCAAUUCAUUCGAUGAAGUUUACGCGCUGCUGAUGCUGCUCGUGGAGCGCCAUUUCCUUCGCACCUACGGCGGAUCGUUCACCGAGAACUUCUACGGGCUAAAGCGCGCCCGGGUGCUGAAAGUGCGAGGAGGUGAAAUACCUCGCGCACAAUUAGGCGCAUCGGACAGCGUACGAGAGGCUGUCAAGCUGGGUAGUGGUGAUAUAUGGAAGAACCUCGCCGUCUUGGUGGGCUUACCAUGGCUAAAGAGGAAGUUUGAUGAGGGCUACGAUGUCCAUGCCGCGCAUGCCAAUCUCCUGGGUCCUGGGUACAACCGUGACAGAGAAGGACUAAGAACAGGGGCAAGCGUGAAAGAGAGGCUAAUGCACUACUACAAGUGGUUUCUACGCAACAUAUACCCAAGUGUAAAUGCCGCCUAUUACUUCUCAUUGUUGGCAUUCAACAUGGCAUACCUUUUUGAUGGGACCAAGUAUCAUUCGCCGUUCAUGUGGUUAAUCGGCUCGCGUAUACGACGACUGGGAGAGGCGGAUCAUAGAGCGAUUGAGAUUGCUACGGCGCCGAGGAAGGUUGGUCCGGCGCGGCCUGGAGAAGGCGGAUCUAUCUUCUCGCCGAGGAACAUUGCGAGGAGCAUAGAGCCGCGCUUGCUGAGCUCGCUGAAGAUUCUUCUUCCAACCAGUAUCUUCGCGCUCAAGUUCCUGGAAUGGUGGCAUGCUUCAGACUUCGCCCGACAGCUGUCGAGAAAAGCCGCUGAGAACAUCGACCUACCGCCGCCAAUAUUACCUUCGUUACCGCCAUCCGCGAAGCAGCAACCUUCGAAGCAGGCAGAGUCUUCCGAGAAGGCACGUCCGACAUCGUCUUUGUCGGACCAACCUCAACGUAUCGACCCUCCGAUAUCCUCAACCACCCUCCUCCCAAUCCUCACUGUACCCAUACCACCCUCAUCAACGUUAUGUCCCAUCUGCGUAACACCCAUUAUUACACCCACGGCUUCGCCUACAGGAUAUGUCUAUUGCUACACUUGCAUACACAGAUGGGUUGGGGGUGAUCACGACCGCCAGGUCGCCUUCAUGGAGGGUGCUGCAGGAUUUCGAACGGGUGACGAUGGAGAAGCAGAAGAUGAGGGCUGGGGUAGGGAAGAAGGAAGCCGAGAGGGAAGAUGGGAGAGCGGGAAAGGAAGAGAUGCCAUCACUGGGAGGAGAAUACUCGGUGGCACUGAAGCAAUGGCCCCACCAACAAUACCAGCUGAACAUUCCGUCAAUGAUUUCGCAAACGACGUCGCGUCUCAAAUGGAGGGUUUCACUCAGUCACAGGGUAUAGCAGAAGAGGCAAUUGCACGAGAUCGCGAGGAAGACGAGUCUGCAUCAGAGGAUGAAGAUGAUUCUUCCUCGGGUUCGGACACAAUCCGGCAGCAAUAUUCCAUGAUAAAUUCUUAUCGCCGGCCUUCCUGGGUCAACCCAGGAUCACGAUCCACCGCGAUAAUAUCUUCCAGCGUACCCGAAAGGAGUCAUCUACCAACGUCAUGGAAGAAGCACAGUCAUCUGUCGAAGAAAGAGAGGGAGACCAUGCGGGACGAAGAGCGGAGUCUGCUCCGUGACAACCAUCUGAUUCCGCCCAAGCACCCAAGAGCUGGAAGCGAGGGACCAUUUGAUCGAGUGCGAUCUAGGAUGUCAAUUUCAGGACUGCGAAAAGUCAAGAGCACGCCAGACGAGGAAAGCGCAGUGGAAUCUCCCUCUGAGCGAACAGCGCUAUUGGGUGCAUCUGAAGGUGAUCCAAGCCAACCAUACGGGGGUUUGGACUCACCGAAGACGAUCAACAAGAAAUGGAAUGAGGCGGUUGCAGCAGGGAAGAUCAACACGAGCUGGCAGCGAGAAGCUAAAGUCUUGACCAAGAGCUCCGCACCGUUAAUCUUGACGUUCCUACUUCAAUACAGCUUGCCGGUAGCGAGUAUCUUCACCGUCGGGCAUAUUGGCAAAACUGAACUAGGAGCUGUGAGUCUGGCGAGUAUGACUGCGUCGAUAACGGGCUAUGCAGUAUACCAGGGUCUAGCAACUUCGCUCGAUACGCUCUGUGCACAAGCAUAUGGCUCGGGGCGUCCCCAUCUCGUUGGUUUGCAACUGCAACGCAUGUUGUACUUCCUUCUCUUGAUCACCAUUCCAAUAUCGCUCAUAUGGGCCUUUGGCACACAAAUCCUCUCGCUCAUCGUUCCAGAGAAGGAAACGGCACGCUUAGCAGGACUUUACUUGAAGGUUCUUAUCUUCGGAGCGCCCGGCUAUGCGGCCUUCGAAAGCGGAAAACGCUAUGUACAAGCGCAGGGUAUCUUCAGCGCAACUAUGUAUAUCCUCCUCAUUUGCGCGCCACUAAACGCUUUCCUCAACUGGUUCAUGGUGUGGCAUCUUGGCUGGGGAUUCAUCGGCGCACCCAUUGCUGUCUCCAUAACAGAGAACGUCCUUCCUCUGCUAUUGUUUCUCUACGUCAGAUUCAUCGACGGAUACCAAUGCUGGGGUGGUUUCGAUCGACGAGCGCUCAGGAACUGGAUGCCGAUGGUGAAGCUUGCGCUUCCCGGCUUGAUCAUGGUGCUUGCCGAGUUCCUGGCUUUUGAGAUUCUGACGUUGAGCUCAUCGUGGCUCGGCCCAACUGAACUUGCGGCGCAAUCUGUGCUUGGCUCGAUCACCGGCAUCACCUUCCAGAUACCGUUUCCAAUGAGCGUGGCAGCGUCCACGCGGAUCGCUAAUCUCAUUGGCGCUACUCUGGCAGUUCCAGCGAAGACAGCAGCCAAGGUGGCCGUCUUUGCCUCGGUUCUUGUCGGCAUCUUCAACCUACUACUCCUUUCGCUUCUUCGUGAGGCUAUUCCCCGUCUCUUCACACCUGACGAAGAAGUCAUAGACAUGGUCGCAAAGCUCCUACCGCUAUGCGCGACUUUCCAGGUCUUUGACGCGUUAGCCGCCAACUGUAACGGUAUCUUGCGUGGCUUGGGCAGGCAGGAGAUCGGAGGCUACGUUGGAUUGUUCGCCUACUAUAUCGUUGGUAUCCCGAUCAGCUUCGGCACCGGAUUUGGAUCACCACAUUGGGGUCUGUAUGGGCUUUGGAGUGGACCUGCGAUUGCUCUUGGCAUAGUGGCCGCCAUUGAAGGUGUAUUCAUAUGGCGAACAAGCUGGGAUAAAGCGGUCGAAGAUGCGAAGGUGCGGAAUGCUGCAAAUUAG